This is a messenger RNA of Sinocyclocheilus grahami, 2223 nucleotides long. RefSeq names its product cyclin-K-like. Lineage: Eukaryota; Metazoa; Chordata; Actinopteri; Cypriniformes; Cyprinidae. The coding region runs from base 83 to 1714 and encodes 543 amino acids. The record is from RefSeq and is a predicted model, not a curated record. Gene Ontology annotation, molecular function: cyclin-dependent protein serine/threonine kinase regulator activity. The transcript has 10 exons. Gene Ontology annotation, biological process: regulation of transcription by RNA polymerase II.
UUGUUGUACAGACCUGCGCAGCUGUUGCUGUCCAACGGCGGCCUGAUAGUCCAGUUUGGCAUCAGCUGUCACUUCCUUCCAAAUGAAGGACGGCAAGGAGAACUCUACCGCCGCUGCUGGAAGUUUUGCCACAAAUCUGGACCACACAAAGCCAUGCUGGUACUGGGACAAGAAGGAUCUGGCCCACACCCCGUCCCAGUCCGAUGGCCUGGAUCCAGCCACAGAAGCCCGGUACAGACGAGAGGGAGCCCGGUUCAUAUUCGACGUCGGGACACGUCUGGGACUACAUUAUGACACUCUGGCAACUGGAAUAACAUACUUUCAUCGGUUUUACAUGUUUCAUUCAUUCAAACAGUUUCCCAGAUAUGUGACUGGGGCUUGUUGUCUUUUCCUGGCUGGCAAAGUGGAAGAAACCCCCAAGAAGUGUAAAGACAUCAUUAAAACGGCUCGGAGUCUGCUUAAUGAUGUGCAGUUUGCACAGUUUGGAGAUGAUCCGAAGGAAGAGGUCAUGGUCCUGGAGAGAAUUUUACUCCAGACAAUCAAGUUUGAUUUACAAGUUGAGCACCCCUACCAGUUUCUGCUGCGCUAUGCUAAACAGCUCAAAGGUGACAAGAACAAAGUUCAGAAGCUUGUGCAGAUGGCGUGGACCUUUGUCAAUGACAGCCUCUGCACAAUGUUGUCCCUUCAGUGGGAGCCAGAGAUCAUAGCAGUGGCAGUCAUGUACCUCGCCGGCCGGCUGUGUAAGUUUGACAUUCAGGAGUGGACGUCUAAGCAGUCGUCUCGCCGCUGGUGGGAGCAGUUUGUACAGGAUGUGCCGGUGGAGCUGCUGGAGGACAUCUGCCACCAGAUUCUGGAUUUGUACUCUCAGGGCAAGCAGCCGAUACCCCAGCAGCCUCAGAUACUGGACAAAGAGAAACCGCCACCCCCUCCUGCUGCCCAGCCCAGCCAGUCAGGGGGGCAGAACCCACCUGCUCAACCUCCCUCCAAGAAAAACUCCCCCCAGGCCAGCCCCCCUGCCAAGAUUAAACGCCAGCAUGUCUCUCCUAAAGAUGAACCUAAAGCCCCAACAGAGCAAGUUGGGUCUAAGAUACCCCGCCUGGAGAGUCCUAUGCCCCCUCUCCCUGUGUCCCAACCCCCAGAUCGCAAGGCUCCGUCUGUCAUCCCAGCUCCUCCCGCUGAAGCAGAACCGGCCACCUCAGCUGACAUGGAUCCGGCACAGGGCCCGGCUCCUCCUCUGCCCCACGGGGCCCCACCCCCUCUGCCUCACCGCCCGCCACCCCCUCCUCCCUCCAACUAUAUCAUGGGAAUGUCCACGUCCAGUUCGUACAUGUCCGGCGAGGGAUUUCAGAGUCUGCAGUCCAUGAUGAAGACUGAAGCGCCCUCCUAUGCGCCCAUGCCCCCUUCGUUCGGCCUGCCGUACCACCCACAUGCCGUCUAUCCACAUGCAAACCCCCCGCCUCCAGGCCCUCCGCCCCCAAACUCUUACCCUCCUCCCAAUCUGCCCCCACCCACCCCAUCUUACCCCCCUCCAGGCUACAACCCCAGCUACCCCCCUCCGCCCCCGCGUAUGCCACCAGGGCACAAUGUGCCCCCUCCGGUGAUGGGCUUACCGCCCGCUGGGUACCCACCUCCACCCGGCCAGCCUCAGGUGCCGCUGCCACCCCACGCCAUGCCGCCUGUGGCAGGAAUGAACAGAGGGGCUUGGAUGAGAUGAGGGGUGAUUAAAUCAGGCCCUACACGAUACAUGUGCCUGUAUACAAUAUACACAGUCUGUAUCGGGUUUAUGUGUAUUCUGAGACAUUUCAGCUGCAGUGUCUGGGAGUCCAUGAAAUACCGCAGACUUCUGCUUGGGUUCAGGGUUUCACGGUUAGACUUUAAAUCCACUGAUGCGAUUUGAAGGGAUAGUUCACCCCAAAAUGAAAAACUGAUGUAUUUACUCUCCCUCAUGUUGUUCUAAACCUGUAUGCAAAAUGGAUAUUUAUUCAUACAGUGCUUCACGUUGGCCAUGGUUGGUCAAUCUACAAAGAGGACAAUCUAAAAAAUGGACCAUACAACUUGUGAUCUAUGACUUGGUCCCUAUGAUGUUUUUGAAGUCAUAUAAUAGACCUGUUUUCAAAAUGAUUAUGUGGUUUCAGAGCUCAAGUAGAAAGGAUUACUUCACAUUGUUUGUUCUGGUCAAUAUGAAUGGUUUUUACAUGAAAAGAUCUGAAAAGAUGUGAAGAU